GUUGUCCAAUCACGCACUCAGGGCACGAGUCUAUGGGUUCGGUCCAUGAAAACACGCAAUCAGAAGGCGCUUUAUCUCCUGGGAAAUUAGCAUAGGCGAGUCAAUAUAUGUCUCUGUCUGGCUUGCUGUGAUCAUUGACUCGUCAGCAUCAUCAUGCCUGAACCAGCGAAGUCUGCUCCCAAGAAGGGCUCCAAGAAAGCGGUCACUAAGACCGCCGCUAAAGGAGGAAAGAAGCGCAGAAAGUCCAGGAAGGAGAGCUACGCUAUCUACGUGUACAAAGUGCUGAAGCAGGUCCAUCCUGACACCGGCAUCUCUUCGAAGGCGAUGGGGAUCAUGAACUCUUUCGUCAACGACAUCUUCGAGCGCAUCGCCGGUGAGUCGUCUCGUCUCGCUCACUACAACAAGCGCUCCACCAUCACCUCGAGAGAGAUCCAGACCGCCGUGCGUCUGCUGCUGCCCGGAGAGCUGGCCAAACACGCCGUGUCUGAGGGCACCAAGGCCGUCACCAAGUACACCAGCUCCAAGUAGAUCUCUGCUCCGACUCCGAGACCCAAAGGCUCUUUUAAGAGCCAC
This is a messenger RNA of Carassius gibelio (silver crucian carp), 573 nucleotides long. Its product is annotated as histone H2B. The transcript has a single exon. Bases 154 to 528 code for a protein of 124 amino acids. NCBI's taxonomy places the organism in Eukaryota, Metazoa, Chordata, Actinopteri, Cypriniformes, Cyprinidae. Gene Ontology annotation, cellular component: nucleosome. Gene Ontology annotation, molecular function: DNA binding; protein heterodimerization activity; structural constituent of chromatin. The record is from RefSeq and is a predicted model, not a curated record.